Molecule: messenger RNA, 637 nt
Organism: Paramecium octaurelia
Lineage: Eukaryota; Ciliophora; Oligohymenophorea; Peniculida; Parameciidae
Source: the annotation of a GenBank genome assembly
AUGAAUACAUAAGUUUUUUUUAGAAUUUAUUGCAAAACUCAGUUUUAUUAGCGUGUCAAAGUUGUUGGAAACAAACCUUAAUUGGGAAAUUGGAAUCCAACUUAUGGUUUAUAACUUCUCACUAAUGAGAGUAUGUACCCACUUUGGUUUACUGACUAUCCUUUAGAACUACCUGCAUGUAUUUAAAAAUAUAUAUUUAUGACUAGAUUCAAAGUUAGAAUUUAAAGUGGUAAUUAUUGAUGACUAAAAUUGUAUAUGGGAAUGCUGUCCUAAUAGGGAGAUGAAUGUACAAUCCUUAAAAUAAAUUGUCAUUGUAAAUUAUGAUAAUCCAUCCAUUCAAAUUCUUGGAAUCAAAUCUUUAGUUUCGGAAGUUGAAUUUCCAUAAAUAGAGUAAAGUAAUUAUGAAAUUUCAAGAGAAUAGAUCAUGCAAGGAAGGUAUCCAUCUAGCUUUAAGAUUAUAUGUCAUAUACAGAUUCUGAUUCAGUAAGUAUAUUAGAUUCAUUCUUUAUAGGAGGAACAAAAUAGUAAAAAAUCAGAAUUAACUAACGAUAAUUCACUUUUUCCAUCCAUAAAGUCAUUUAAUAGUUGUAUACCUCCUAUUGAAGAUUUGGAACAAGAUCAAGCAGAAAUGGAUUGA